CCCUCACGCUGGCCUGUUGAGGCCCAGUUCAUGCCUCUGUUGGCUUCUCCAGGCCCAGCCCCUGCCUGUUGGCGGCCUCUAGAGGCCCAGCCUCUACCUCAACAGUGGGCCCUCCACGCCCACCUGUUGCCUUGCCGUGGCGUCCUCGGGCCAGGCUCCCGCCUUGGGGCGGCCCCCGCAGGCCCAGCUCCUGCCUCACGGCCCUCCGGAGGCCAAGCUCAUGCGUCAGAGCGGCCUCUCCCGGCCUGGCGUUUGCUCCUUUGCAUGGGCUCCAGGUCCUGCACUUCCUCCAGUCGGCCUCUCCAGGCCCAGCGCUUCCUCCCGGCAGCCUCUGCAGGACCAGACUGUCGUCAAGUAGGCCUGUCCAGGGACAGCUCCUGCCUCCCGGCAGACUCUGCAGGCCCAAGUCGUCCUCAAGUCAGCCUCCCCAGGCCCAGCUCCGGCCUCUCGGCGGCCUCUCCAGGUGCAAAAGUUCCUCGAGUCCGUCUCUCCAGGUCCAGCUCCUCCUGUCUCCCAGUGGCCUCUUUCAGCCCAGCCCAGCUCAUGCCUCCCGGCGACCUUCCCAGGCCCCGCUUUUGA
Messenger RNA from Homo sapiens (human), 579 nucleotides. RefSeq lists its product as uncharacterized. Bases 31 to 579 code for a protein of 182 amino acids. The transcript has a single exon. Lineage: Eukaryota; Metazoa; Chordata; Mammalia; Primates; Hominidae. The record is from RefSeq and is a predicted model, not a curated record.